Peromyscus leucopus (white-footed mouse) is the source of this 1731-nucleotide messenger RNA. RefSeq names its product C-type lectin domain family 10 member A-like. The transcript has 10 exons. Lineage: Eukaryota; Metazoa; Chordata; Mammalia; Rodentia; Cricetidae. The record is from RefSeq and is a predicted model, not a curated record. Bases 232 to 1152 code for a protein of 306 amino acids. Gene Ontology annotation, molecular function: signaling receptor activity.
CCCCUCCCACACCAGCCCUCAGGGUUAUAGAUCCCACCUCUAACUGACUUCCCACCUCUGGUCAUUGCUGCCCAGGGAAGCCGAGAGUCACGGUCUCCAGAUACAGCCCUAGUCUUCUUCUCAGCUCUACCCUGCUUCCUGCUUCCUCCUUGGUCCCAGCUCUGGAUCAGCCCGGAUCCUGGUCUCCCAACUUCAGUUCAGACAGCCCCAGAGCCUAGCGUUUCUCCAAGCAUGACCAUUACCUAUGAAAACUUCCACAACUCGGGGAGCGAGGAGAAAAACCCAGGGAUUGGAAAAGUGGCUCCCCCCAAGUCCUUCCUGCGGAAUAUCUUCUCUUGGACCGGCCUCCUCCUCUUCUCCCUGGGUCUCGGCUUCCUGCUGCUGGUGGUCAUCUCCGUGAUUGGAUCCCAAAGUUCCCAGUUAAGGAGGGAUCUAGGCACCCUGAGAGCCACUCUAGACAACAUCACCUCCAACACGAAGGCUGAACUCCAGGCCCUGACCUCCAGGGGUGACAGCCUGCAAGAGAGGAUCAGCUCUCUGAAAGUGGAGGUGGAGGAUCACAGGCAGGAACUGCUGGCAGGCCGAGGCUUGAGCCAGAAGGUUUCUUCUCUGGAGAGCAUGAUGGUGAAAAAGGAACAGGCAUUCAAAACAGGUCUGUCUGACAUAACAGAGAGCAUCCAACAGCUGGGCAAGGACCUGAAGACCCUGACAUGCCAGCUGGCCAGCCUCAAGAACGGCUCUGAAAUGGCCUGCUGCCCCCUUCACUGGGUCGAGCAUGAAGGCAGCUGUUACUGGUUCUCUCAGUCUGGGAAGUCAUGGCCUGAAGCUGACAAGCACUGCCAGCUGCAGAAUGCCCACCUGGUGGUGGUCAACUCCCUGGAGGAGCAGAAUUUUCUACAGAAUCGAAUAGCCAAGAUGGUCACCUGGAUAGGCCUAACGGACCAAAAUGGGCCCUGGCAAUGGGUGGAUGGAACUGACUUUAAGAAAGGCUUUACGUACUGGGAUGCACUGCAGCCAGAUAACUGGUAUGGACAUGGACUUGGAGGAGGUGAGGACUGUGCCCACAUCACCACUGAUGGCCGCUGGAAUGAUGACGUCUGCCAGAAGCCCUUCCGUUGGGUCUGCGAGACAAAGCUGGCCAAGGAUAGCUAGGAGCCUCCUCCACUUAACUUAUUUCUUCAGUGCCUUUAGCUGCUAAAGCCUGGAAUUUGGAAUCCCCCUAUCCAGUCUGUGGGAGCCCACAAGGUUUUCCAGUGAGAUCUGAGCUUGCUUUACACAGCUGGGCUGCAUUAGGGGAUGGCUUACCAUGUGCGCGGUCACCAUGUGUCUGAGAUGGUCUGCACUUGGCUGUGCUGAGGGGAGGUCUUUUGCCCUCCCCUUGGCAUUCCUUUAAAAGCCCUUUAGCAGAGAAAGAAGGGGUCAGUGGGUUUUGAUCCAGGCCCUCCGGAGGCUGUCCUGUGUUUCUGUCUGUUUCUCUCUCCCUCUAUCUUUGUAUCUAAAUAUUUCUUACUUCUUCCUCCUCAAGAGUACCCGGGGAGAAAAAGUGGAAGCAGGUCUCCCACACCAGUCUCGACAUUCUGGGGGAUUUUUUUUAUUGAGAAUUUUAAGGCAAGGAGAAAGGAUUGUGUUUGAGAUGGGUAGUGUGGUGUUUGGAAGAAUGAGGUUAUUGAAAUCUGUGGUACUUUGUGCAUUGUGCAGCUUAUUAUAAUAAACUUUUGAAUGUAACAAAAA